Messenger RNA from Sceloporus undulatus (fence lizard), 2558 nucleotides. Its product is annotated as probable G-protein coupled receptor 34. Gene Ontology annotation, biological process: G protein-coupled receptor signaling pathway. The record is from RefSeq and is a predicted model, not a curated record. Bases 1144 to 2163 code for a protein of 339 amino acids. The transcript is spliced from 2 exons. Gene Ontology annotation, molecular function: G protein-coupled receptor activity; oxysterol binding. Lineage: Eukaryota; Metazoa; Chordata; Lepidosauria; Squamata; Phrynosomatidae. Gene Ontology annotation, cellular component: membrane.
GAGCUUCAUGGUACUUAUAUGAAAUGAAACCAGUACUGUAUUUUUUAGAUUAGGGUUUCCCAGCCAGAGUCCCCUGGAACUGUAGGGUUCUGCAAGAAGUUGCUUGCAGUUCUAUGAUAAAGCAUAAUUUGGGGGGGGGGUGCUAUUUUAAAAGGAGCAGAUGUAAUAAUUUUAUGCAUACGUUCUCAUAUAACAGAAUUAUUUAAAUGGUUCCUCCAGGGUAAAACGGCUGAGAAAGGCUGUUCUAGAUUAUGAUGGAUGGGCUUUGGUUUGGGGAAGUCUUGGUUUCAAUUAUUAAUUUAGUGACAAACUGAAAAACCAUAUGACCCUAAACCAGGUGUAUAGUCGCUGUAGGUUCAAGUGGGGUAGCUCUCAAUCGCAAACACUGAGCAGUACGCACACAUUUAUAGUUGGAGGAAAUCAGGAUUCAGACGUUGUAAAUGAUAAAACUGCUUUGAGUCUUAUUGUGUUUGUUUCAGUAUGUAGGGAAAUCUUGUAGCACCUUUGAGAAUAACUGAAAGAAAGAUGUUGGCAGCAUGAGCUUUUUUAGACUUCAGUCUGCUUCCUCAGAUGCAUUUGGAGUUAGCAGACAUGUGCCUGAGGAACUAGACUUAAGUCUACAAAAGCUCAUGUUAUCAACUUCUUUCUUUCAGUGAGUCUUGGAGGAGCUAUAUGAUCUCUCUACAUAUUGAUUCUACAGACUAACAUGGCUAUAUCUUUGAAUUCUACCACUGUGUUCGUUUCAGUAAGGGAUAUAUUUAUAUCACUUAUAUUUCCCCCAUAUACAGAGUAUGACAUAUAGCCAAAAUCGGAAUAUACCUGUCUGCAUGGUAGUCUCUCUCUCCCUCCAAACUCUGCUGGACAUUAGCCCUAAAGUUUGCAUGCUUCAACAUUCAAAAGCACAAGAUUAAAGUAGGCAACCUAAUUCAGCCGGGAAAUUCAUUGGAUGAUCUUGGCUCAGUCUCCUUUUCUCAGUUUAACCUACUUCACAAGACUGUUGCGACAACGGAGGGGAGGGACAAAGCCUUAUUUGCUGCCAUGAACUCAUUGGGUGGAAGCUGGUACGUAGCUCAGGCUUAAAGACCUCACGGCCUGGAUUAUCUUCUCUGGUCUUUAGGACAAGAGUGGGGACUAUCAAGAGCUAUGGUUACCCCUUCCUCUACUGUUGAGCUGCUAAGAAAUGGAUCUAAUGGGUCAGAAUGUGAAAUCAAGGAUGGCUUCUUAGCAGAGACUCUGCCCAUAACAUACUCCAUCAUCUCCAUCAUUGGUUUCUUUACCAACACCUUGGCCCUCUGGGUGUUCUAUUUUGGCACCCAGAAGAUGAACUCCAUCACAGUUUACUUGAAGAACCUUGCCGCUUCCGACCUCCUGCUUGCCCUUUGCCUGCCUUUCAGGGCAGCUUAUCAAAACCGGAGUGGUCCCUUGAUCCUCUGCAAAGUGGUUGGCAUCAUCUUCUAUGUCACCAUGUAUGUCAGCAUCUUCCUUCUUAGCCUGAUCAGCUUGGAUCGCUACCUCAAAAUCAUCAGGCCCUUCCAAAAAUACAGAAUCCACACUGUGUCUCACAGCACAACCGCAUCUAGGGCAGUGUGGUUGCUUUGCGCUGCAGCAAUGCUGCCUUACCUUUUUGAGAAUGGUGAGAGGGAGCCCUGCAGCCACAAAUGCUUCCAUUUCAAGAUGAGGAGCAUAGUGGGAGCAGCACUCAAUAUGGUGGCAGUCGCCACCUUCUUCUUCCUCUUGCUAUUUUUCCUCUAUUCUUACGGCAAAAUUUCCUGUAAGCUCCACACAGUCUCCUUCAAGAAAACUAAGCUGCAGAGCAAGAGGACUAGCACCAGAGCCAUGCUGAAAACCUUUGUUGUCCUGGUCAUCUUCAUAACGUGUUUCACCCCUUACCAUGUAGUCCGAGUGCCAUAUAUCCUUGCCCAGGUGGGGGUCAUUUCUGACACAUGGAGUAGACAGGCUCUCCAUCUUGUGAACGAACUGGUCCUUUGCAUCUCUGCUCUCAACUGCUGCUUUGACCCUGUGAUGUUCUUCUUUCUGUCCAGCAGUUUCAAGAGAGCAAUGUUGGCUCCCACCCGUGGAAAACUGAAAGGAGCAAUUCAGAAAAACCAGGGAGUCUUAAAUCCUAGGAAAUCUAAUUCAGAUUCUAGGAUCCAGGGAACUUGAGGUGCAAGAUGAUGUACAGAAAACUUGAGUCUCAGAGUCUAUGGAAGAUAUACAAUGAAGAUGCAAAUACAACUGGGAGACAGUGGCUAUGCAGUGAAGACUGUAAUUACUGGUGAACUUUUACAUUUGAGCCCACCAGAUGGGAUAUAUUCCUGGGAAAGAACUGGGGGAAAUAAAGAGUAAGGGUCUUUUAGUGCUACCUGGUCAUGCUCUUCCACUGUAAGUUAUAUACAGCAUUGCAAUUGAAUGUACAGGCUAGAUACUUAUGUGCUGCGUAACUCAAGGGUAAGGACAGUAUGUAGAGAGAGAGAGCUUGUAGCACCUUUGAGGCUACCGUAUAUACUUGACUAUAAGUUGAUCUCAUGUAUAAGUCGAGGGCAGGUUUGAGGGCCAAA